Molecule: messenger RNA, 2560 nt
Organism: Eutrema salsugineum
Lineage: Eukaryota; Viridiplantae; Streptophyta; Magnoliopsida; Brassicales; Brassicaceae
Product: protein MICRORCHIDIA 4
Exons: 20
Coding region: 104-2476 (790 amino acids)
Cellular component (GO): nucleus
Molecular function (GO): ATP hydrolysis activity
Source: RefSeq, a predicted model, not a curated record
UUUCUUCUUCUUCUUCCUCUCGCUUCAGUGGCGGUUUCAGUCAUCAUUCUUCAACUUUUCCUCUACCUCCCUCUGUUUUCUUUGUUUUCUCGUUCUUUUUGCAAUGGAUAAUAUUCGCGUGAAGCAAGAGAACCUAACAACUCCUAUUAUCCCGACUUCGAAACCCGCCGGGAACAGAAUCACAACCUCUGUUAUCAAUCUCUCUAGCAGCAACGAAGACGACGGCUCCGACGAUAAACCCGACGAAAUCGCCGACGCAGAAAGCGCAGACCGAACCGGCGAAUCUUCUCAUGGUGUUUCUAGAGCUCCCCCCGUCGCUGGUGAGAAGAGGGCGCGAAGUAGUGCUUCUACAGAUUCUCCGGCGAAGAGGCUAGCAGUUAUGAUACUGGACGAGGAGGUAGACGAUUGGUCUGGCCAAUCGAAUCCACCAACGGGACAAUCGAUUGUGGCUGUUCCGGCGACUCCUUACACCGUCGUUCCGCCUGCUUCGUCACAUGCUUCGUCACCGUCUUGCAAGCAAUUCUGGAAAGCUGGGGAUUACGAAGGAACAGGCGGUGGUGGUUGGGAAGUUUCUGCAGGUGGAUAUGAUCAUGUAAGAGUCCAUCCCAAGUUCUUGCACUCUAAUGCAACUAGUCACAAAUGGGCUCUUGGAGCUUUUGCAGAGCUUUUGGAUAAUGCUUUGGAUGAGGUUCACACUGGAGCUACAUAUGUUAAUGUAGACAUGCUCAUCAAUAGGAAAGAUGCAAGCAAGAUGGUGUUGAUUGAAGAUAAUGGUGGUGGGAUGAAUCCUGAGAAGAUGCGACACUGCAUGUCUCUCGGAUACUCUGUCAAGAGCAAACUUGCAAACACCAUCGGACAGUAUGGAAAUGGAUUCAAGACUAGUACAAUGAGACUCGGAGCUGAUGUUAUUGUAUUCUCACGUUUCCGUGGAAAAGAUGGAGAUAGCUUUACACAGAGCAUUGGGCUGUUAUCUUAUACAUUUCUGAAGAGCACAGGAAAAGAAGAUAUUGUUGUACCCAUGCUUGACUACGAAAGAAGAGAUUCAGAAUGGAGUCCAAUAUUACGGUCUUCGGCCAGUGAUUGGCUUAAGAACGUGGAAACAGUUGUUCAAUGGUCGCCGUUCUCUUCUGAAGAUGAUCUUCUUUCCCAGUUUAAUCUGAUGAAGGAUCAUGGCACAAGGAUAAUCAUAUAUAACCUCUGGGAAGAUGACGAAGGAAUGCUGGAACUUGAUUUUGAUAUUGAUCCACAUGAUAUCCAACUUAGAGGGGUCAAUCGGGAUGAGAAAAAUAUCGAUAUGGCUACUCAAUUCCCUAACUCUAGACACUUCCUGACAUACAAACACUCACUCAGGAGUUAUGUAUCUAUCCUAUACCUAAGAGUUCCACCUGAGUUCCGUAUCAUUCUCAGAGGAAAAGAUGUUGAGCACCACAAUCUUGUCAAUGACAUGAUGCUGACAGAGCAAAUUACUUAUCGGCCAAAAGAUGGUUCCGCUGGAUUAUCUAAUUCCACAAAUAUGUCUGCUGUAGUGACCAUUGGAUUUGUUAAGGAUGCAAAACAUCAUGUUGAUGUUCAAGGCUUCAAUGUUUACCACAAAAAUCGCCUUAUUAAGCCAUUUUGGAGGAUAUGGAAUGCAGCAGGAAGUGAUGGUCGUGGGGUCAUAGGUGUCUUGGAAGCUGAUUUCGUUGAGCCUGCUCAUGAUAAGCAAGGUUUUGAGCGUACAACAGUUUUGUCUAGACUCGAGGCACGGCUAGUUCAAAUGCAGAAGACUUAUUGGAGAUCUAAGUGUCACAAAAUCGGAUAUGCCUCAAGGCAAGGCAAAAAGUCAGUAAAGGAUUCAGAAAACAGAGAAUCAUCACCAGAAUAUGUUCCUAAAGGAUCGGCCUCAUCAAGGAAAAGAACUGCCGCUUCGAGCUUCAAAACUCCAGCUGCAGCUUCCGAAAAAUUCGGCUCAAGAUCAAAUGUGAAUCUAGAAGGAAAAGGAUCUGUUAAAUCAGAGAACGGUGGUAAAGUUGAAAACACCUCUUCCAAGUCUAACAAACGAGCAAAGCCUCGAGGAGCUCGUGCUGGUGCUGUAGAGUUAACCAAUAGUGAUGAUGAUUCUUCUUCUUCUGAAAGAAUUGUCACUGAGCUUCCCGAGAAGAGUUCCGAACUACACAAGCCUCGGUCUGGUUCACGUACCCUUAGUCAAUUAGAACAAGAGAAUGAAGAGUUAAAAGAAAGUCUAAAUCAAAAAGAAGAAGUUUUCCUGUUAUUGAAAGACGAGCUGAAACGUGAGAAAGAGCUACGCAAGAAACUUGAAGCCGAGUUACAAACAACAAAAGACGAGUUAGAAGAAACGAAGAAAGAACAAGAUAGUUUAAUCCAGAUAUUCGCUGAGGAUAGAGACAGACGCGACAAGGAAGAGGACGAUCUCAGACUUAAGCUAGAGGAGGCGAUGCGAGCGUUGUCAGAUGGAAAAAAGGCUCGAGGGAGAUAAAGCAUUGAAGAACGGAGACGGGAUGUAGCUACAUUGAGGAUAAUAUUGACUCAUUAGGUUUUUUUUUGUUUUAACAUCCAUGUU